Messenger RNA from Rhododendron vialii, 1913 nucleotides. RefSeq names its product F-box/LRR-repeat protein At4g14103-like. Lineage: Eukaryota; Viridiplantae; Streptophyta; Magnoliopsida; Ericales; Ericaceae. Gene Ontology annotation, molecular function: protein binding. The transcript is spliced from 3 exons. The record is from RefSeq and is a predicted model, not a curated record. Bases 157 to 1752 code for a protein of 531 amino acids.
CCAAAAUAUGCGUUGUUAAAAACGCGCCAAUCUUCGAAAUUUCCAAACCCCCACUUUCGUCCCAGAAUCCAAAUCCCCUCCUUCAAAAACCCACAAUCAAAAUCCAUUACCCCCUUUCAAGUAAGCCAUCGCCACCAAUCCCAAACCACCCAUGCAAUGGAUUCAUCGAAACCAAAACGCCACAAACCUCCCAAUAACCCUCCAAUCGUCGACCAAACCCCACAAAACGAUUCCAACAACGAAGGUAACAAAAACCCAAUCGUCGAUAAGACCCUAGUUUCCAGCGACGAUCAUAACCCAGAUGACAGAAUCAGCAACUUACCAGACCCAAUCCUCUGCCACAUCCUCUCCCAACUCCCCACCAGAACCGCCGUCGCCACCACCGUCCUCUCAACCAAAUGGAAACACCUCUUCGCUUCCAUCCCCAAUCUCUCUCUCCGCAUCGACGACGCCGCCGUUCCGAACAACGACCAACCCAGUCCCAACUUCCCCAAUUUCAUGUCCCACUUGCUAACCGUCACUCUCCGCGACGCGGGUUUACGCGAAUUCGUCCUCCACUGCAAUCACGACUACGGAAAUGCCCGCAUUGACUCUUGGGUUUCCGCCGUGUUAGGGUUUGAUGUCACCAGGCUUGCGAUUUUCUUCGCUGCGGAGAACACUGGUGUGUCAACUCCAAGUAUUUUUAAUAGCACUACGCUUGUGUCAUUGUCAUGGAGUCAGCAUUUUGCUGUGAAUGUCCCUGGCAAAGUUUGUUUACCGAAUCUGAAGCGGUUGUUGCUAGAUUUCGUUAUAUUUCCCGAUGGGGAAUCGUUUGGGAGGGUUCUUGAUGGGUGCCCUGUGCUCGAAGAUUUGUGUUGUUACAGUUGCGAAUUCGAGGAUAUUGAAAUUCUUCGAAUUUGCUCGGGUUCACUUAAGCUUCUUAUGCUAAACAACUGCUGCCCUGAAAGCGAGUACGAGAUUGAGAUUGAUACACCGGAGCUUGAAUUGCUCUUAUACGACGAUGAUGUGGCCACGUACUAUCCGGUGACGAAUCUUAAAACUCUUGUUAAGGCUCAUGUAGACAUUGGACCAAGUAAAAAACUAGUGGACGAAGCAGACGUUGAUGAGUUACUGCAUUAUGAUCAAAAUGUUGCAGAAUUUGUUGGAGCAUGCUGUAAUGUUUCCUUUCUAUAUUUAUCGGGGACUUCGGUGGCAGCUAUUCGUUGUUCCUCCAGUCCAAUGCCUACUUUUCACAAUUUGACGGAAUUAGAGCUAGGUGGUCUCAACAGUUUUGGGUGGCAAUUGCUGCCACACUUGCUUGAACGUGCACCUAAUCUUGAAGUCCUUACCUUUACACGGGGGCUAUCCGAGGAUACAGGGUGCUUUACAAGAUUUCAGAGUGGUCUGGCAAAUAAUGUGCCUGCAUGCUUAUCGCUGCACCUUCGUAGUAUCUACUUUGGGGGAUUUAAUGGGGAGCAAGAUGGAAUGGAACUCGUAUGUUAUUUCUUAACCUAUGCUCAAGUUUUGACAAAGAUGGAAUUCAGCUUUUGUUCUUCUAUGCCUUUGGAGAAGCAGUUAUCCACCUGGACGAAAUUACUAUUGUUGCAAAGUUACUCGAAGAACUGUAAGAUGGAUUUCCCACAUGAAGUCAAAGAUGACAUUGUCAACUUUUGUGACAUGGAUGGAAGCCAGAAACUCACCCUGGAGUACAUCCGGGAACAUGAAAUGGAGAUCAGAAGAAUUCUUGAUGUGGUUCGCCGCAGUUCUAUAUGAAGUACAUGCUAUGUUGUCCUUUAUGUCAGGGAUUAAUACAUAUUUCAUGUUUCUUUUCGUCGCUUUUGUUAAUUUCAUGUUGACACUAAAUUUUGCAACCAUGUUUACAAGAUUUCUUCUAUACCAUUUUCCCUGCUUUUCUUCAAGUCACAUCACAACUG